This is a messenger RNA of Phytophthora nicotianae INRA-310, 2513 nucleotides long. RefSeq lists its product as hypothetical. The record is from RefSeq and is a predicted model, not a curated record. Gene Ontology annotation, cellular component: membrane. The coding region runs from base 63 to 2513 and encodes 816 amino acids. Gene Ontology annotation, biological process: transmembrane transport. The transcript has 3 exons. Lineage: Eukaryota; Oomycota; Peronosporomycetes; Peronosporales; Peronosporaceae. Gene Ontology annotation, molecular function: ABC-type transporter activity; ATP binding.
CACCAAGUCCUCCAGUCGAGUCCCCAACAAGUGCCAGUCCCGAGUGGCCCAGCUUUACAGCCAUGGCACCUCCACCAGUCAAGACCGACGACGUCGAAGUGUCAACUACUGACUACAACCAAGUUGUGACCCCUACAUCAACUGCUAAAAACUCAAACGGCUACGACAACCACGUCAACGAUCACUCAUCGGAGACUAAAGAUGACGAACUAAUUGAAACCGUUGCACUCUCUCAACUGUACCGGUAUGCCACCCCAAUGGACAAGGCCCUGCUCGCUCUAGGCAUCGUCAUGUCUGGAAUCGGCGGUGCACUGUUCCCGUGUAUGGCUCUAGUGUUCGGUGACGCCAUCAAUUCCUUCGCUCAAGCAGACGGCGGAGUGGAUCGAGAUACAGUGAACUCUGCAGCUUUGGACUUUUUCCUCAUUUCCAUUGCACUUUUCGUCACUGAUUACUCGUCCGGAGUGUUGUUCGCGUAUACUGCGGAACGACAGAUGAAGGAGUUGCGUACCGAAGUGCUCAAGCAUUUGCUGUACCUCGACAUCAGUUGGUACGACAAGAUCGAUCCGUUGCAACUCUCCAGCCGAAUGACGGGCGAUACCGUGAAGAUCAAAGACGGAAUGGGCCAAAAGUUCGGAGACGCCGUGCGAUUCAUCUGUCAAUUCUUUUCGGGAUACAUCAUCGGUCUUGUGCGUGGCUGGGAUAUCGCACUGCUCAUGUCCUGUUUGAUGCCGUUCAUGGCCGGAUCGAUGGGUGUGCUGCUCAAGAUCAUGCAGAAGCGAGCGGUUCACUCGCAACAGAUGUACGCUGAAGCUGGUGCUGUCGCGGAGGAGACACUCGGAUCUAUUCGCACGGUGUCGUCGCUAAACGCCGAAAAGAGAGCGAUCGACAAAUACAAUGAGCGUGCGUUGGCUGCUGAAGAGACCAAUAUCCAAGUGGGAAAACUGUCGUCCAUUGCCUUUGCGUUCUUCAUUGGUUGUGUCUGGCUCAUGUACGCUAUCGGUCUCUGGUACGGUGGAUCCAAGGUUGCGCGGGACAAGACGUCGCCUUCCGACGUGUUUCAAGCGUUCUUCGGUGUGCUGAUGGGAACGAUUUCGCUUGGUCAGAUUAAGCCCAAUAUGUCAGCCAUCGCUGAAGCGAAGGGAGCCGCUACGGAGAUCUACAAGAUCUUGGACACACCAUCUGCCAUCGAUGCAUCCAAAGACAACGAAGGAGAGAAGCCGGAGUCUUGUCUUGGUCGUAUUCAAGCUACAGGCGUGAACUUCACAUUCCAGUCGACAAUGGUGCAGCCACAACUCCAUCAGGAAGUUUUGGAUGGAAACGGGGCCGACGCUGCUCCACAGAAUGACUACGUUCAGGUGAUGACUCCGCGUGGCAACGAUGAUAUCCAAGAUGCUGCGCCCGUCAUCUCCACAGCUAAUGAUGCUGAUAGCGAAGUCUCACAACCUACAGAGGACAAGAAGAAGGUGCCGACUAUCGCGUUCAAGGAAUUGUAUCGUUAUGGUACAACCGCCGACAAUUUGCUAUUGUCCAUCGGUGUGCUGUUUGCCGGUGCAAACGGAGCUCUGUUCCCAUGUAUGGCUCUGGUUUUCGGAGACGCAAUUGGAGCUUUCGCUCAAGCUGAUGGCGGUGUCGACAUGGAUGCAGUCAACAAUGCCGCCUUGAACUACCUCUACAUCGCUGUUGCUCUCUUCAUUACCGACUACAUCGCCUACGUGGUGUUCGUCAACUCAUCCGAACGACAAAUGAAGGCUCUACGAGACGCAGCCUUUAAGCACAUGUUACACAUGAACAUCGGCUGGUACGACAGUAGCGAUCCAUUGACUCUAUCGAGUCGCCUCACUGGUGAUACCGUCAAGAUCAAGGAUGGCAUGGGCAAUAAACUUGGAGAUUCCGUCAAGUAUACAUGCCAAUUCAUCACGGGUUACGUGAUCGGCUUCGUCCGUGGAUGGGAUAUGAGUCUCGUCAUGGCUUGCAUCAUGCCGUUCAUGGUGGCGUCUUUGGGUAUCCUCAUGACGAGUCUUCGUAAACGUGCAGUGCACUCACAGCAAAUGUACGCAGAGGCUGGUGCUGUAGCGGAGGAGACACUUAGCUCCAUCCGUACAGUGUCUUCACUUAACGCUGAAAAACUGGCCAUCAACAAGUACAACGAUCGCGCGGUUAAGGCUGAGGAGACCAACAUUCAGAUAGCCAAGUUCGCGUCGUGUGUGUUCGGUCUCUUCAUGUGCAGCAUCUGGCUCAUGUAUGCUGCGGGUCUCUGGUAUGGUGGAUCCAAGGUCGCACAUGAUAAGGCUUCUCCAAGCGAGGUGUUCCAAGCGUUCUUCGGUGUGCUGAUGGGAACGAUUUCGCUUGGUCAAAUUACUCCGAACAUCUCGGCUGUAGCAGAAGCGAAGGGUGCUGCAGCGCAGAUCUACAAGAUCUUGGACACACCAUCUGCCAUCGAUGCAUCCAAAGACAACGAAGGAGAGAAGCCGGAGUCUUGUCUUGAUGAACUCACUAUUAUGUGGUUUCUAUGA